Messenger RNA from Tachyglossus aculeatus (Australian echidna), 2129 nucleotides. RefSeq names its product musashi RNA binding protein 2 (gene MSI2). The coding region runs from base 1 to 849 and encodes 282 amino acids. The transcript is spliced from 11 exons. The record is from RefSeq and is a predicted model, not a curated record. Gene Ontology annotation, cellular component: cytoplasm. NCBI's taxonomy places the organism in Eukaryota, Metazoa, Chordata, Mammalia, Monotremata, Tachyglossidae. Gene Ontology annotation, molecular function: RNA binding.
AUGGAGGCAGAUGGCAGCCAAGCCACCCCUGGAAGCCCCAACGACUCGCAGCACGACCCCGGUAAAAUGUUCAUCGGGGGCCUGAGCUGGCAGACCUCACCAGAUAGCCUUAGAGACUAUUUUAGCAAAUUUGGAGAAAUUAGAGAAUGUAUGGUCAUGAGAGAUCCCACCACAAAGCGCUCCAGAGGCUUCGGUUUCGUUACGUUUGCCGAUCCAGCAAGUGUAGAUAAAGUAUUAGCUCAGCCCCAUCAUGAGUUAGAUUCCAAGACGAUUGACCCCAAAGUUGCAUUCCCCCGUCGGGCGCAGCCCAAGAUGGUCACGAGGACGAAGAAAAUCUUUGUCGGUGGAUUAUCCGCAAACACGGUAGUGGAAGAUGUCAAGCAAUACUUCGAGCAGUUUGGCAAGGUAGAGGAUGCUAUGCUGAUGUUCGACAAGACUACUAACCGGCACAGAGGGUUCGGCUUUGUCACUUUUGAGAACGAAGACGUGGUGGAGAAAGUCUGUGAAAUUCAUUUCCAUGAAAUCAAUAAUAAAAUGGUAGAAUGUAAGAAAGCGCAACCUAAAGAAGUGAUGUUCCCGCCCGGGACGAGAGGACGGGCCCGGGGCUUACCUUACACCAUGGAUGCUUUCAUGCUAGGGAUGGGAAUGCUAGGUUACCCAAACUUUGUGGCGACCUACGGCCGAGGCUACCCCGGAUUUGCUCCAAGUUACAGCUACCAGUUCCCAGGUGCGUACCUGCCUUUCCGCAGUUGUGUUGGAAAUCCCGGCACCAACACUCCCAGCCAGGGGCUGUGUGAGGGUGGACCAGACUACUUGCCGAUUUCACAAGACAUAAUUUUUAUCAACUAGCUCUUAAAGAGGCAUAACAAAUUGGGGUUUACUACAAGUGCUAAUGAGAGAGACAGACAGACAGAAAAAGCCUGGGUGACCAUGGUUCUUGUUGUCCACUGAAACCAUUACUUCUUCGGGCUGGCUGGUUGGAAUGAAUUUUUGUUUUCUUUUCUCUCUCUCUCUCUCUCAUGUCUCUUUUUUAAUUUUCCAUUUCCAUAACCUUAUCCCUUCACUCUGUGUCUCCUUUUUUUUUUAAUCCACCUCACUUCCCUUCGCUUCCUGAGAGCAUCUUUAAUGCCCACGUGGAAUGUAGUGGACCAUAGGGCCCAUAGGUAGCUUCUCACAAACUUUUUGGGACACUACAGUAACUGGGGAGGGCAAAUCAAAUUGAUUUUAUAAAUAGCCCGGCUGAUGGGGCUGGCAGUUGUGCCUUGGGGCACAAGGGAAAGCUGAAGCCGUGGAGAAUUGCUGUGGAGGAGAGCUGCUCUCUUAGUGGGCGGGAGCGGAGACUGAAUAUGAUGGAAGAGGUACGAUCCCCUUCCAUAGAAAUUAAUCUGGGGAGCGGGCGGCUGCAUAAGGAGCCAACCGUCUUCCACCAUUGGGUCUGAUCCUUCGGUGGGUGAUGCUCUGAUAACCACGAGGGCUACCGUGGAGAUGGGCACCAGAAAGAGGCAGGGGCUUAGGAGUUGUGAGGUGGCAGGGAUGUUUCAGUUCUAUCUUCCUGCUUUCCCCAGGUCUGACUGGGGCAUGAUUCUUCCCUUUAGACAAGGAGAUGAUGCCCAGGGCCUUCCCAGAAACACACCCCACCUUUCAGGCCACCCCUAGGGACCCCCUCAGAGCAGGCUCCCUCUCCAACCGAACUUUCACCUCGCUUACAAGUUUGUGAGAAGCGGACCACUCACGCACGGCCAGACUGUAGCGCACUCAAUGUUAGUUAACCCACGUGAUUCGCUGCCAGCGUCUGACUACGCAUGCAAAGUCCUGCUUUUCAUUUCCUCUAAGGCACCCGGUUGAUUCCUUGGACUGUCCCGUAGUCACUGGGCUUGGUUCUUUUCUCUCCUUUUUCUUUUUCUUUUUUUUUUUCCCUAUCUGUAUGGCUCUUAACUUUUCUUACUCCAUUUGUUUUUGCUACGAAUUGCUUUGCUUUGGUGAACUUGUCUUAGUAUGCAUGAUUUGCAACCAUUUUUAGCCAAUGUGAAUUUUCUCAUUUUUGUAAAUAGUUCAUCUGUGCUUCUCUUUAAUGACUUUUUUUUUUUCCUGUAAGCAACUGAGGUAGAAAAAUAAAUUGUUUUCCACGG